AUGGUACGUGUUAUGCAUGAGAAUAAUGCACUAGAUGCAUUUAUAUCUGAAUUAGGGGGUACAUACGCAGGAAACAGAAUAUUCAUUGGGAAUAAUUCAUUGGCUGCAUUUAAGUUUAUUAUUUCCAUGGAGGAUUUCUCCUACAGAAGAUUUGGUAAAAGUGUCUUUGAAUUCUACGGCAUAGAAAGACCUUCUGAUAGGACAAGUAGAAGCAAAUACCUGGAUAUGCUAUCUGGAUAUAUUGAAGUACACACAGAAGACUUACAAGAUAGUUUUAAGUCAGCAGAUAUAAUAUGCCAAAGUGCCCUUCAUUUUAACUGCAAGUUUGUCUGGCCCGGGUGGGGACAUGCCUCAGAGGACCCAGACCUACCCAGGGCAUGCACUAAGCAUAACCUAAUAUUCAUAGGCCCAGAUACAUCUGCUAUGGAAUUAUUAGGCAGUAAGAUAUCUGCAAAUAAAGUAGCAGAUACUGCAGGUAUCAUGGCUAUCCCAUGGAUAGAUAUAGUGCACAUGGAUAAAUUGCAGGAUUUCUGCGAAAGUGCAGGGUACCCCAUCAUGGUUAAGUCACCAGAGGGCGGAGGUGGUAAAGGCAUAAGAAUUGCAAAUACACAACAAGAAGUACAGACAGCCAUAAAGACAGUACAAGAUGAAACUGGCACUAAGGAAGUAUUCCUGACUAAAUACUUAAGGAAUAUAAAGCACAUUGAACUGCAAAUAAUAGCAGAUAAAUAUGGCACUGUAGAAGUACUUUCCACUAGAGACUGUACUCUGCAAAGAAGAAACCAGAAGCUCAUAGAAGAAGGACCUGCCUUACUAGACAAAAAAAAAGAAGAAGAAAUAAUUCACAAGGCAAAGAGACUAAUAGAAAUAGCAAAGUACGAAAAUGCAUGUACAGUAGAAUUCGUAUACGACUUGGAUGGUGACCAGCUAUUCUUCCUGGAGUGUAAUCCUAGACUGCAAGUGGAACAUACAGUGACAGAAUUACUGAUAGACAGUAAUAUAUGUGCUGUGCAAUGGCUUAUAUCUUGCGGUGUAUCUGUGACUAAGCUUAAAGAGUGCAGUAUAAUUAAGGAAUACACUGGGGACAAGCAUGUGGUUGGGGCCAGAAUAAUUGCAGAGUCAGCAGAGUGUAUGUUUAUGCCUAGUACUGGGUCUUUGUCUGUUGUAUCUUCAUUGCCUGCUGGGACUGUAGGAUAUUUCUCUGUUGAUACUGGGUACAUAACACCAUAUAAUGACUCACAAUUUGGUCAUGUAUUCGGGAUAGGAAGUAGCCGUGAGGAAGCUGUAUAUGCAUUGGACCUGGCCUUGAAGUCUGUUAAAAUAACUGGGGAAGUGAAGAAUUUAAACCACUUCUUAAGGGAUUUAAUAAGCACGGAUGAAUUCCAUGAGAACAAGCAUACUACAAGGACUGCAGAGAGAUUCCUGCAGGAGUGGGUUAAAUUAUCCGUUGUAGACCCUUUCUUCAUUCUUGCCUUCUGUGCUAUUUCCGUGCACCGUAAGGAACUGCCUAAUAUGUCUAUGGUAUUUCAGGUGGGAGGUGUGCAUGUGUCUGCUGAUGUAUGCAGGAUGGAUAGUUCUGUAUAUGGGAUAGUUAUAAAUUCAGGAAUAUCUGUGAUGGAGAUACUUUCCUUAUGUGAUGAUAAGUAUAGGAUUAAGGGCAGGCAGGGAGAGAUACACGUAGUAUACUUCUCUGAGGCAAAGAUGUACACAGAGAUACAUACAUCACAGAAGACAGUCAGAUUCAUGGGAGGUGCAUGUGGGAAUGAAGUGCGGGCUACAGUGCCUGGCAGGGUAGUACGCAUACUGAAGGAAGGAAGUGUAAAGAAAGAUGAAGAUUAUUUGGAGAUUGAGAGCAUGAAGAAUCUCAUACGGAUAAAGGCCCCUAAGAGUGGAUCUAUCUCUUACUCCGUGCAGGUGGGUGAGGUAGUUGAAGUGGGUGAUACUCUGGGGAGUAUAAUUGGGGAUGCAGGUGAAGAUGAAGUGAUUAAUUACACGGAAAGAAUUACCUUCAGGAAUACAUCUAAGGACUAUACACUGAAUAUAUUCAAAGGAUACAGAGUACCAGAAGGACUGCUUCUCUAUGAUGAGGAGACUAUGGCAUCUGCACUGCAGGAAUUCAGUGCGUAUGAAGGUGCAGAUGCACCUGCUGCUAAUAAGUACAUACUGGAGUGCAUGGAUGUAUUACAAGAGAGCAAGAAUAUAAUGAGAUUUAAAGAACCUUUGAAUAUGCUGAAGGAGAGACUGCUUAGGCACGGGGUCAGGCAGGGAUCAAUUAGUAUCCUGCAGAAGAUACACAGACUGCAUUGUAAGAUAGAAGAAGAGAUAGUCAGUAGAUUAAAGGAAUUCAAGGGAUUGAAGGGAUUGAAGAAAAUGAAGGAAGGUAGACAAGAAGAGGGUAGUUUGAGAGAUCCUUUGAUGGAAGAUCAAAAAGAUACACUAAGCAAAGAUACACUAGAAGGUGAUGGUCUAAAGGGUGUCACACUAAAAGACACACCAAAGGAUACCACACUAAGCAAAGACCAACAGGAACUGAAAGACAACACACUAAAGGAUGAGCAAGAACUGAAGGAUGACACACUAAACAAAGAUACUCUAAACAAAGACUCUCUAGAAGACACCAAAAAUCAAGACACUCUAGAAGACGGUACAAACCAAGAUACACUAAACAAAGACAGUGCACUAAGCCAAGACACUCUAAACAAAGACACUCUAAACAAAGAUACUCUAGAAGGCGAAGGACAAGACAGUACACUAAAGGAUGUCACAAUCCAAGAAUUCCCAAAUAUUUCUCUCUCCCCAAAUACACUCUCUGAUGACAAUUUAUUAGUGGGGGCCUUUUAUGCGGAUGAACCGGAAAGGACAGAAUUAUUGAGGGCCUGGGGGAAGAGAGUAUUUGAAGGGAGUGACCUAGAAGUAUCACACGUUGAAAUUAGUCCAGAAUUAGGGUUAGUCACUAAGAUAUCUGUGAGAGUAGAUGGCACUACUAGAAUAUUUUACUUAUUAGAGGCCUUGCAUGAAAAUAUUCCGGAUAUAAAUGAAGCACCAGAAGGGAAUAUGAGUAUUAUUUCCUGCUUAAAGGAAGAUACUCCUGAUUUCACAGUUAUUUUCAUUAGUGAGGCAGGUGCCUCAUAUUUAUCGCAUAGAAAUGGUCUUACUGCAUGGGAUAUUGACAUAUUCCACAUGGAAAUGGACAGACUGGAAUUGCCUUGUGAGAUAAAAAUGCACUGUAAGAGGCCUGAUUAUAUACUGGGUAGUAGGAAAGUACUGAUAUAUAAGCUGACUGAUAGAAUAGUCGCAUAUUCUGGUGUAUCUGGGGAAGUGAUUAAAUCUGGUCUCUCUCCUGUGAUAAAUGAAGUAUUAUUUGGGUAUGCCUUGACAGGCGCAAAUAUGCCACUUAUAUGGUAUGUUCAUGUGACUGACACAGUGGAAUAUUCUGAUGCCAUGAUGGUGUACUUUAAAGAAGGCUUACUGACUGAAUAUGUGCACAUGUCUGGGUAUAAGUGCAUCUGGAAGAUAGAAGGAAAAUUCCUUAAGGAGGGACAAUUUCACGUGCAGUUAAAUAAUGAGAAGGGCUUCCCAGAAGUGUAUAUGGAAAUAAUGGGGGCACAAAUAUUCUACAGAAUAGGUGCAUACACUGUGCAGUCUAGUAGAUAUACGGAUGUAUCUGUGGAUGAAUUUCUGCCUGAAUAUUACAGCCAGGAGAUGCUGCAGGCAUCACGUACUAAGGCUAGAUCACUUGGUACUAUAUGCAUAUACGAUGCAGCCUUGUUAUUGAGCAUUUUCAUGAAAGAUAUUUCUGGUGAUGUGAAAGUGACACGGAUUGAGAACAAGAAGGAGGCAGCCAUAUUUGGGUGGAGAUUUACAAGUGAUGGGUUUGACUUUAUCUUCCUAGGGAAUGAUAUAACUGUGAAAAAUGGGGCAUUCUCAAUCGAUGAAGGAAAUUACUUCUCAGAAUGUGCUCGUCUGGCGGGUGUCCAUAAAAUACCUUUUGUUUAUGUCUCUAGUAAUUCUGGCGCAAAAAUAGAAGUACUUGAAGUGAUAAAGAGUCUUAUAAAGUAUGAUAAUACUUUGGACGUAGUGUAUAUGGAGAAGGAUAAAUAUGAGGCACUCAAGGACAAGGAAAUAGUUGAAGUCUUGGAGAGAGAGAUCAAUGGAAGGAAUGUCUUUGAAAUAACUGAAAUUAUGGGAAAUUAUGGAAUGGGAGUGGAGAACCUGUCGUACUCAGCACAAAUAGCCAAGGAUAUGGCAAGACUGUAUAAAUCUGUCCCUACAAUGACUUAUGUCACGGGGCGUGCAGUGGGAAUUGGUGCAUACUUAGCAAGCAUUGGGGGCAGAACAAUCCAGAAGAUAGAUGCACCCAUUAUCCUCACAGGAUAUAAUGCGCUUAAUAGUCUAUUACAGAAGGAAAUAUAUAAAAAUAACCUGGAAAUAGGCGGUCCUUCAAUUUUAGCCAAGAAUGGGGUAGUGCACAAGAAAGUGGACUCUGAUGCGUCUGGGAUUUAUCAGGUCCUAAGGUGGCUGAUGUACCUGAGAACUGGGAAAGUGCAGAGUGAACAGUCACAGACUGAACAAGUACAGACUGAAGAAUGUGAGAAAAUGCAGAGUGAACAAGUACACAGUGAACAAUCACAGACUGAACAAGUACACACUGAAGAAUCUGAACAAGUGCAGAGUAAACCCAAAACCAGUGAAUCUGAAAACUCACAGACUGAAAAAUUGCAAAGUGAAGAACAGACUGACCUGCAAGUAGAGUCAUUCACAGCAGAAGAAGUAGUUGAUUACAUCUCGGAUAUAAAUGGGUUUACAGAAUAUCUGGAGGACUGGGCCCCUAAUGUGCGCAUAGGCAGGAGUGUAGUAGGGAAUAUUCCAUGUGGAAUUAUAUUCCCCAGGACGGGAAGUGUGCACAGGUCACUCCCUGCCCCGGAGGCAGUUAAUUCUGGGUUUGUGCCAAGUUCUGUUGUGCAGACCCUUUGGACAGAGAAUGUGCUUCUUUCAGAGUCUGCAAAGAAGAUUGCGCACGCCAUUCAGAGCUUCAGCCUGGAGUCUCUUCCGAUUAUAAUCCUUCUUAAUUGGAAGGGGUUCUCUGCUGGUCAUUUAGACAUGUUUAAUGGCGUACUCCAAAAUGGCUCUGAAAUAGUUAGGAGCAUGGAAGACUCUGACUCAAAAAUAUUCACAUAUUUACCACCGAAGGCAGAGCUAAGGGGAGGGUCUUGGGUUGUUUUUGACAAGAAAAUAGGAAACAAAAUUAAAUCAGCAGCACACCCUACAGCUAAAGGGAGUGUCAUACAUCCAGAUGGAUUAUCCAAAAUAAAAUGCAAGCAAGAAGAGCUUGCUGCUAUACUGGAAGAGUCGCAGAUUCCAUUCUCUAAAAUCGAUGCAUCAAAGCUUGCACAAAGAUUCUGUGAUCUGCACGACUCUUCCAAGAGGAUGAUUAAAAUGCAUGUGAUUGAUGAGAUAAUCAACGUGUCCGAAUUGCGUGCUGCAAUAAUUGAAUACUUCAUGGAAUAA
Molecule: messenger RNA, 5508 nt
Organism: Nematocida ausubeli
Lineage: Eukaryota; Fungi; Microsporidia
Exons: 1
Coding region: 1-5508 (1835 amino acids)
Molecular function (GO): ATP binding; metal ion binding; acetyl-CoA carboxylase activity
Source: RefSeq, a predicted model, not a curated record